AUGGAGCUGGUAGCUCUUAGUCAGACGUCAUGGCUUGACCUUGCCGUGCUGGCCGGUCCCGCAGGAUAUGUGCAAGUGCAAAGCUAUUUUCAACGUGUGGAAGCGCUGGGGGUGGACGAACCGCCCAUGGGCAGUCGUAGUGGUAAGGUGGUUGAGGUUGUGCCGCAGAUCCUCGCUUGUACCCUGCCCGAGACAACAAGACCUCCAGAACCCUGGUCAGCUCAACGGUUACCAGGGCAGGCCUGCCAGAACAUGACACUGCGCCCAGCGAUCGUCGACGUGAUUAACCGCACAGCCUCUACCAAACAUUCGAAAACCUUAGAUUGCAGGAUUGCGGAGAAGUCGCCCCGCAUCCAGAGUGGAAGAGGCUGUGUGGGCGAAUCAGCUGGUGCGUCGACAUCCACCAUGGCGACACGCGGUAUGAAUGCCCUCUACACUAGAUGGUUCCAGAAGGGCGUAGUGAACAAUACUCAAAUUCGGAUUGCGGGUCUAGGAAACAAGACCCUCAAGACGGACUGUCAGUUAUCGCCACAGAUCCAUCGUGGUGAGCGUGGCAAACGACCACCUUGCGACCCGUUGGCUGGCUGGCUGGCUGGCUGGCCCAUAGAGAGUGUCUACAUGGUUUCAUCACUGCCUUUUUCUCGCCAGGAGAAACCAUUGUCCCGCAACCGCCGUGUACCUACAAUUUGGGCAGGGAAUCAUCCUAAAGCAAGCAGACAUCGAGAUUGGUUCGCUGGUCUCGAGACACAAACUAGUGCAUGA
Messenger RNA from Bipolaris maydis ATCC 48331, 762 nucleotides. RefSeq lists its product as uncharacterized. NCBI's taxonomy places the organism in Eukaryota, Fungi, Ascomycota, Dothideomycetes, Pleosporales, Pleosporaceae. The record is from RefSeq and is a predicted model, not a curated record.